Hirsutella rhossiliensis is the source of this 2217-nucleotide messenger RNA. RefSeq names its product kinase. Gene Ontology annotation, molecular function: protein kinase activity; ATP binding. NCBI's taxonomy places the organism in Eukaryota, Fungi, Ascomycota, Sordariomycetes, Hypocreales, Ophiocordycipitaceae. The record is from RefSeq and is a predicted model, not a curated record. The coding region runs from base 1 to 2217 and encodes 738 amino acids. Gene Ontology annotation, biological process: protein phosphorylation; tRNA export from nucleus. Gene Ontology annotation, cellular component: cytoplasm. The transcript is spliced from 9 exons.
AUGGACUUCCUCAAGUCCGCGGUGGCUUCCGCCAUCGCUCAGGGGCCCCCCUUCCCGUACUCCUUCGGCGACAAGGUCGACAUCGACGAGUCCAUCUGGACACUGUUCAAUGGCACCAGGAGAGAAGACGGCUCCGACUGCAGCAUCUUCUCCUUCGACAUCCCCGCCAACAAGGGCCGCGUCGCCUUGGCGAAAAACGCCCUCAAGAAACUGCGAACCCUGCGGCAUCCCGGCGUCAUCAAAGUGCUGGAUACUGUAGAAACGGACAACUAUAUAUACAUUGCGACCGAGCGCGUUGUCCCGCUACGGUGGCAUGUGCGAAGAAAGAGCCUGACUCCCGAGACCAUUAAGUGGGGUUUGCACAAUGUUGCACGAACAAUCAAAUUCAUCAACGGCGACGCCUCUUCGAUCCAUGGAAGUCUCAAGGUUGGGUCCGUCUAUACAUCAGAGAGCGGCGAGUGGAAGUUGGGCGGCUUCGACGUUUUGAGCAGCGUCAAAGACGACGAAUCUGUCAUCUACACUUAUGGAAGUUUGGUGCCCGACUCGGCCCGAUACGCGGCCCCGGAACUAGUGCAAGGAGGCUGGGAAGUCAUCAAGAAGAACCCACUCUCGUCUGUGGACUCUUUCAGUUUUGGUUCAUUGAUAUUCGAGGUCUUCAACGGCGACUACCGCGGCUCUGACCAGGCCGGCCAGACCAAGAAUGUGCCCCCUUCGAUGCAGUCAAGCUACAAGCGGCUAUGCAACGCAAACCCAAAGUCUCGCAUCAGCGUCGCAAACUUCCUCGAUCAGGGAAAUCGAAAAGGUUCAUUCUUUGACAGCCCUCUGAUCAAGCUAACAGAGGGGAUCGAUAACUUGGGCGUCAAGAACCACGAAGAACGAGAAGCGUUUUUGAGCGAUCUGGGGCAGCUCACUGAUGACUAUCCCGCGGAAUUCUUCAAACUGAAGGUCUUGCCCGAGCUCAUCAAGUCGGUCGAGUUUGGUGGAGGAGGCCCCAAUGCUCUGGCCGUCGCCCUCAAGAUCGCAGCUAAAAUGUCCAAGGAAGACUUUUCCCUCAAGGUCAUUCCUUUCCUCAUCAGAGCCUUCGGUAAUCCAGAUCGCGCCAUUCGAACGGUUAACGACAAGAUGUUUCCUCAAAUCGUGACGGGCUUUACGGAUGUGCAGCCUGUCGUACGAGAGCAAACUCUAAAAUCGGUCCUCGUCCUUGUUUCCAAGCUCUCCGACCGAACUAUCAACGGGGAGCUCCUCAGACAGCUGGCCAAGACGGCAAACGAUGAGCAGCCAGGCAUCCGCACAAAUACGACAAUCUGUCUUGGCAAACUGGCCCGGCAUCUCGGUUCUUCAUCAAGAUCCAAGGUGCUAAUCGCCGCAUUUACGCGCUCUCUCCGGGAUCCGUUUGUUCAUGCGAGGAUUGCAGCUCUCAUGGCUCUGGCAGCCACUUCUGAGUACUUUUCAGAGGACGAUUCUGCCUGCAGGAUCUUGCCGAUGGUCUGUCCGCUGCUCAUUGACAAGGAGAAACUCGCUCGAGAUCAAGCCAACCGGACCAUGGACGUUUAUCUUCAAAAGGUUCGCAAGGCUGCCGCGUCUCUUCCUGACAGCGCUUUGCCGCCAUCACAGGCGGCAGAAGGCCAGCCUGCACACAUGAGCACCCCCCAGUCGAGCGGAUCAUCUAGCUGGACCGGAUGGGCAAUAUCUUCUUUCACAAACAAAAUCUCUACUGCGGCCGGUGAAAUGCAAAUAGCCAAUGGCUCAAGCAACGCCGUCGUUCGAUUAACACCCUCCCCAGGUCCAGAGGCCAAGAAGCUGGCCACGGCAACUGCCUCUUCGCUCCAUCGUCAGGCUGUGAAGUCGCCGCCCCCGCUGGAAAUGGACGCCGACGAUGGAGCGAAUACAUGGGGAGAUAUGGACGAUAUGGGGGACGACGAUCAAGUUGUCGAAGCAUCUUCCACCUUUACCGCCGCCGCCAACAAGGCUCCUGUAGCUGCUGCCAGUCCUGCACCAUUCGAUGAUGGCGAGCCUGACUUUGCGGGCUGGCUGGCUGCACAGGCACAGAAGAAGAAGCUCGGCGGAAACAAACCCCUACCAAAAGGACUCAACAAAUCCACCGCCGCCAAGAAACCGACCACAAGACCUGCGGCGAAACCGGCUGUUGCCAAGAAGAUAGAUAUGAAGCCCAAGGAGACGGAAAAUGAUGACGACGGCUGGGGGGAUGGAUGGUAG